GUAUUUACAUAUAUCAAAGACAACAACCAACUUAAAUACAAAUAAGAAAAUUAAUCAAAAUUGAAACGAGGGGUUAUAUUGAUAUGGGUAUUGGAAAGUAUGCUAUGGUUGGGAUGUAGUUAACCACCGUAGAAGAAAACAUCGAAUCCCACUACUAAAUUUGGUGGAAGACAAGAUUACUAAAUGGAAAGAGGCGGCAUCAGUCGAGGAGGACGUUGGAAUGUGGAAAACAAGUGAUGAGAAGUUCAAGAAUAAGUUCUCUACGAAAUCAACUUGGGAGUUGUUGAGAACAAGAGGAACUAAGUGCACUUGGAGUAAAGGGAUCUGGUUCAGGUAUGCAACUCCAAAAUUUGCAUUUCUCUUGUGGAUAUCUAUGCAUAAUAGAUUAGCUACGGGAGAUAGGAUGAUGAAGUGGGGAGGCCCUGUUAGCACUACUUGCUCUCUGUGUGAUGAACUGAUAGAAACAAGGAACCAUUUGUUUUUUGAGUGUGGAUUCUCAGCAGUAGUGUGGGAGAAUCUUGCAAAAGGAGUGAUGAAAAAUGAGUUUACGAAAAAUUGGAGAAGGAUAAUGGAUUUGAUAUCUGUGAAUCAAACCACCACGAGACAGUUCACACUGAGAUACAUUUUCCAAACGGUAGUUCAUGGUAUAUGGAUGGAGAGAAAUGGGAGAAGGCACGGGGAGAAAAGCCUUUGAAUACAUCAACAUUGAUCAGAAUCAUGGAGAAAAAUAGAAACAGAUUUGCUUCAGUUAAAAGAGAAGAUCGCACAUGGUUGGUAGAUGGACUCAGUUUCUGGUUCUCAACAAGACUAGUUUCAAGUCUAUAGAAGUUUUUUAGACUAUAGAAAUGUAUAGUUGAAUCUCUUCUUAUAUAUGAAGCAUGUAAAUGUAAACCAAAUGGGUUUUUUGUUUGAAUAAAAUUUAACAUUUAUUUAAAAAAAACUAAUCAAAAUAUUAAUAAAUUUAGAAUAACAAAUAUCAUAGUUAAAUUCAUAGAAAUAGAUGUAAUCCAAUAUAUUCAAAUAAUAACUAAAUCGAGGUAAAAUAACAAAAAUACUAAAUAUAACAUACCUAAAAUCAUAUGUCUAAUUAAAGUAAUAUAGUAUUAUUAACAUAAAUUAUAAAUUUAUUUAAAUCUAAAACUAAAUAUCAAUCAAUUAUUAUAGUUUAUUUACUUUAUAAAUAUUUAUACCCGUGCAUGAGCACGGAAAAAUCACUAGUUUUAUAUUAUAUUGUUUGUUUUAUAUUCAUAAUGGAAUUAUCUUUAUAUUUUUUUAACAUUUAAUAUAUUUUUGAUGAAAUUUAGCAAUAAUAUAUCUAAAACCACAUUUAAAUUCUAUACACCAAAUAAUAUAAUAUAAUAUAAUAUAAUAUAAUAUAAUAUAAUAAAAUGUAAUACUAUAUUAUACUCAACCGAGAGAUUAUGCGAAAAAUCUAUCAAAACCAAAAAAACAAAAAACAAAAUCUAAUGCACAUGGCAUUAGCGUUUCACUAAUGAGAGAGUGAAGGGUAAAAUAAUCUCAAGUAAAUCUUUCCUUUUUCUCACAAACCUCAACGGCUAAAUAAUCUUCUGAAGUAAAUCUUUCCCUUUAUUCACCGCACAAUCAAAUAAAAAUCUAUAAAUAUAUCACACACCAAUUUCACAAAGUUUCUUACGCCAAAUUUUAUUUGUUUUCUUCUUCCUUCUUCGUGUACGAGAAAAAUAAAGCGUGUUUUGAGAAAGCCACCACCAUGCGACCACCUCGUCCUUCCCCUAGUUCCAAGUGCUCUUCUUCUUCUUCUAGUUAUUCACUCGCUGCAACGAGUUUGAACAGCAGACUCUUGACGGUAUUCAAGAAAGCACAAGAGCUUACUACUCUCUGUGAUAUCGAAGCCUGCGUCAUUCAUUACGGACCUGACGGCGAACUCAAGACAUGGCCUGAGGACAGAGACAAAGUGAGAUCCCUCGCUCUCCGCUACAUCCAAUUAGACCAAGACAAGAGACGCAAGAAAAGCAUUAAUCUUUACGAGUUCCUCAACAAGAUGAAAGAUAAGAAGAAGAUGAUUAAUAGUUUCAAGAAGAAGGCGAAGAGGAAUGUUGAAGAAUUAAAGUAUCCAAUCUCUCAUCACUACUCUCCCUACCAAAUCAACCAACUCAUUCAGUCCUUGGAACUAAGUUACUCUACGUUACAAGAAAGACGUCGUUUUCUUGCGGCAAAGGCAAACUUGGAGGAUCGUCAACAUUCUUUCAACCCUAGCCAGUUCACACAAGAGUCUGUGUUGAAAAAUCAGGAGCUUUGUGUUAAUGUUAAGAACAACAACAGCUUUCAACAUCUUUGCGUUUCUGAUUACUCAACGGUACAAGAAUCUGCGUUACGUUAUCACUCUAUGCUUUAUGGCGGUACUUAUGAUCAGAACAUGAUGUGUAUGGGUAACAUCAACAACGUUCAACAUCCUUGGCUCUCAAACGCACACCCACCAGAGCUACAAGAACCUAAUCAGUUGAUGCAGCAUGAGCUUAAUUAUGGCUUUGAUCAAAACAUGUUGUGUAUGGGUGAUACUACCAACAGCUUCAGCGUUGUAGAUCCUUGUCUCCCAAACAUGCUUCCAGAUGAUUUCUGCUUUGAUUUUCAAGACCCUUAUGGUGGUAACAUGGUCGGUAACCCUAGUUUCUCUCAAGUUUUUUUUUCCAGACAUGUCUUCAAGCUAUGUUUAUGGGAGCCGACUACUUCAGGGGUCUACUCUACCAUCUCUCUAGCUCCAACAUUACUAACCAAAACUCUGAGAUUCCAAGCAAUUUACCUGAUGAUCACAGAGAGUGAAGCAGUUUAUGCAUCUGCAUGUUUCUAUUUUUGA
This is a messenger RNA of Brassica rapa (field mustard), 2833 nucleotides long. RefSeq names its product agamous-like MADS-box protein AGL75. Gene Ontology annotation, molecular function: protein dimerization activity; DNA binding. NCBI's taxonomy places the organism in Eukaryota, Viridiplantae, Streptophyta, Magnoliopsida, Brassicales, Brassicaceae. The record is from RefSeq and is a predicted model, not a curated record.